Messenger RNA from Blepharisma stoltei, 435 nucleotides. NCBI's taxonomy places the organism in Eukaryota, Ciliophora, Heterotrichea, Heterotrichida, Blepharismidae. The record is from the annotation of a GenBank genome assembly.
AUGGAAUCUGGAUAUAGAUCAACAACAGUUAAAAAGUCCUUUAUUUUGAAUAUCCCAGCCAUAAUAUCAGAUAUAAAUAAAACCCCUAGAAAUACCAAAAUAACCCGAAGGAAAACUGCAGCAUUAAGUCUGCCCCAACUUUCUAACAGAAAACUUCUAACGAUAAGAAAUCCGCUAAGGACAUCCAAAACCAUGCCAAUCUGCCAAACUGAAAAACCUUUUACAAGAGUUAAUUCACCAAUUGCAAAUGAAGCAUAUUUACCAUACAUAUAUGCGCAGUAUGGAAUCAGUGUUUUAAAAGAAACAAACUCGCUUAAAUCUUUAUGCACUUUCAACGAAAGACGAGAAGCCUGCAUAAAUUUGUUGAAAGAUGAAACAAAUGAAAACUCAUUGCCCGAAAUAAUUAGGAGAAAUACUACCACUUGUUGUGUGUAA